Messenger RNA from Chenopodium quinoa (quinoa), 1221 nucleotides. RefSeq lists its product as uncharacterized. The record is from RefSeq and is a predicted model, not a curated record. Bases 1 to 1221 code for a protein of 406 amino acids. The transcript is spliced from 2 exons. Lineage: Eukaryota; Viridiplantae; Streptophyta; Magnoliopsida; Caryophyllales; Amaranthaceae.
AUGGAGUAUUUCUCCAGAUUGCUGAAGAAAGUAGGAAAGCAGAGGAGAUUUAAAUAUCAUCAAAGGUGUAAGGAGCUUGCUUUAAAUCACUUGAUUUUUGCAGAUGAUUUGAUGUUGUUUUCCUAUGGGAAUAAUGAGUCUGUCAAGCUCCUGAUUAAGGCUCUUAAAACCAUUGAAGCUAUAUAUGGUUUGCAGGCUAAUCUUAAGAAAACUGCAAUUUACUUUAGUAAUGUUCAGCAACCUGCCCAAGACAGCAUUCUAUGCCAUUCUGGAUUUGUGAAGGGUGAUAUGCCUUUUAGGUACUUGGGGAUUCCUUUAAAUGCCAAGUAUUUGAAGAUGGUGGAUUAUGAUAGUUUGAUUAACAAGAUGCUGGUCAGAUUACAUUGCUGGAGUAGUAGGAAUCUUUCAUAUGCAGCUAGGGUCACCCUUAUCAAUGUAGUGUUAAUGAGUUUGCAUACUUAUUGGGCUCAAUGUGUUUUACUUCCCAAAUCAGUCAUUGAUAGGAUUAACCAGCUAUGCAGAGCUUUUCUAUGGAGUGGUAAUGUUGUUCUAUCUACUACCCCUCCAAUUGCCUGGGAUUGGUGUUGCAGACCUAAGAAGGCAGGUGGUCUUGGAUUCAGAGAUUGCAGGAAGUGGAACAAAGCUGCUCUGGGUGCCUAUGUUUGGAAAAUAGCAAAGAAAACUGACUCUUUAUGGGUUAAAUGGGUACAUUCAGUGUACAUUAAAGGUGAAAAUUGGUGGGAUUAUGUUCCAAAGAAAGAUGCUGGAUGGGCUUGGAAAUUGUUAUGCAAAGUUAAAGAUGAUUUGAGACAUGGUUUUAAAUCUAAGGGCUGGCUGAGUAAUAAGUACAAAAUUAGAGAUGUGGAAAAUUGCAGUCAUCUUUUCUUCUCCUGCAGUUUUAGCAAGAAGGUGUUGAAGGUUGUUUCUCAAUGUAUUGGUUUUGACAAAGAUCAGGUAGACAUUCUUCACAACUGGAAAUUAUGGAAAGCUGAGGGUAGGAACCAUGUUCAGAAGAAUUUGAUCCUGGCUAGUUUGGCUGCUGUUGUUUACAGUAUUUGGAUAGCUAGGAAUCAUGCUCUCUGGCAUAGUGCCGUGCUUAGACCUGAAUUUGUUGCUAAGGUCAUUAGAAGGGAGGUGGUGACUAGAUGUCAGCAGCUAAUCAAUCAUACUUGGACAAUUGCUGAUUGUCAAUGGCUCCAUCAGCUUAGAAAUAGUGUCUAG